AUGUCUAGAUUCCUUGGAGGUUUGAAUCGAGAAAUUGCUCAUCUUGUUGACAGAAAUCCACCACCAUAUCUGGAAGACAUGUAUCAUUAUGCUCUCAAAAUUGAAGACCAAUUGAAGGAAGAAAAAGAGCAUUCAAAAAGGUACACAUCACGAACUAACACCUUUUCAAAUUCUAACACUUGGAACAAGGAUAGUUUUGUGAAUAGAAAUGAAUCAAUGUCACCAAAAGAAAAGUUUGUGGCUGCUAAAAGAGUGGAGGCUGAGAGUUCCAUUGGUAAAAAGAAUGAAGCUUCAAAGACGGUAAAGGAGAAGUCUAGUUCUAUUCAAUGUUGGAAGUGCAAAGGGUUUGGACACAUGAGCAAAGAGUGUGUUAAUAAAAAAGUUAUGGUGAUAAGGAAUGGUAUACUUGAUUCAGAUGAUGAAUGUGAGGAUCAUGACUCACAGCUUGUGGAAGAAAUCGCAGCAUAUGAUGAUGAGUAUGUUGAAGAAGUGAAAACCAAGAGAGAAAAAAAAAAUGAUUUUGAAGAAAAGAGAGAAAAUGUGAGUUUGGUUAUAAGAAUGGGAAAAAUGAGGAAUAUGUUAGCCCAAGAACCAAAAUUUGUACUUAUGUGCAAAGGAAUGUGUUUAGCAAUGGAACCAAAAACUGAUGAUGCUUUGCCAAGUGCUUUUAAGUCUCUUUUGCAGGAAUUCAAUGACAUAUUUCCACAUGAAGAUGCAUGUACGGGGUUACCCCCUCUAAGAGGGAUUGAACACCAAAUUGACUUCGUACCUGGGGCAACUCUUCCAAAUAUGGCUGCCUAUAGGACCAAUCCCACCGAGACUAAGGAGAUUCAGAGACAAGUGGAAGAACUCAUGGAUAAAGGAUAUGUUAGAGAAAGCAUGAGUCCUUGUUCAGUUCCUGUGAUUUUGGUACCCAAGAAAGAUGGCACGUGGAGGAUGUGUGUUGAUUGUCGAGCCAUCAACAAGAUCACGGUAAAGUAUCGACACCCUAUUCCUAGAUUGGAUGACAUGUUGGAUGAAUUAUAUGGUGCUAAUCUGUUUUCAAAAAUAGAUCUUAAAAGUGGUUAUCAUCAAAUUCGAAUGAAUGUGGGAGAUGAGUGGAAAACGGCUUUCAAAACAAAGUUUGGGCUUUAUGAGUGGCUC
Molecule: messenger RNA, 1143 nt
Organism: Cucurbita pepo subsp. pepo (vegetable marrow)
Lineage: Eukaryota; Viridiplantae; Streptophyta; Magnoliopsida; Cucurbitales; Cucurbitaceae
Source: RefSeq, a predicted model, not a curated record